Messenger RNA from Zonotrichia albicollis (white-throated sparrow), 1174 nucleotides. The record is from RefSeq and is a predicted model, not a curated record. Lineage: Eukaryota; Metazoa; Chordata; Aves; Passeriformes; Passerellidae.
AAGUGCCAGAGUGGGGGGUCUGGAGCUGUGUGGGUGCCCCCAGGCCCGCGUGGAGCGCAUGGAGCAGUUCCAGAAGGAGAAGGAGGAGCUGGAUAAAGGCUGCCGCGAGUGCAAGCGCAAACUGGCCGAGUGCCUGAAGAAGAUGAAGGAGCUGGAGCUGGCCGAGCCCGAGAGCGGCCGGGGCGAGAUGGAGAAGCUCCAGGCCGAGGCCCAGCAGCUGAGGAAUGAGGAGAAGAGCUGGGAGAGCAAGCUGGAGGAGCUGAGGAAGAAGGAGAAGAACAUGCCCUGGAAUGUGGACACGCUCAGCAAGGAUGGAUUCAGCAAGAGCGUUUUCAACGUGAAGCCCGAGGAGAAGGAGGAGACGGAGGAGCAGAAGGAGAAGAAACACAAAACCUUCGUGGAGAGAUACGAGAAGCAGAUCAAACACUUUGGGAUGCUGAGGCGCUGGGAUGACAGCCAGAAGUACCUGUCCGACAACCCUCACCUGGUCUGUGAGGAGACAGCCAACUACCUGGUCAUCUGGUGCAUCGACCUGGAGGUGGAGGAGAAACACGCGCUGAUGGAGCAGGUGGCCCACCAGACCAUCGUCAUGCAGUUCAUCCUGGAGCUGGCCAAGAGCCUCAAGGUGGAUCCCAGGGCCUGCUUCAGGCAGUUCUUCACCAAAAUUAAGGGGGUAAAACGCUCUGAUCGGACACGGCGCGUGUGUGAGGAUUCGUGUCUCUUUAAAUCCGCCGCCAUCUUUGAACCGGCCGCGGCUUCACGCGCNGAGAACCGACGGCUGCGGCUGCAGCGGGACCAGCUCCAGCACAGGCUGGAGGCCACAGGGGCAGCUGAGCCUCGGACAGCACAGGGGAGGCCGCAGGAGGAGCUGGUGCUGCUGGAGGAGACCCCCGAGGACCUGGAUGAGCUGCCAGAGGGAGAGGAGGAGGAGGAGGAAGAUCUGGAGCUCUCCAAAGCUGGAUUUAGAGGUUCCACGAGCUCGCCCCCCCAAAAACCCUCAGGACCCCUUGGGGACCCCCCUGGCACCCCCCCAUUGGCCCCCGUGCUGCAGCUCCUCCGCAACCAGCUGCAGGAGAAGGAUGCACUGAUCCGGCACCUGGAGAACGAUUGGGAGCGCAGCCGGGAGCAGCGGGAGCGCGAGGAGCGGCUGCUGGUCACCGCCUGGUACAACAUG